CUCAAGCUCCUGAGACAUCUCACAGAGGGCAGAGUCUCUGCGCGCAGUGCACGAACGCGCGAGCCGACGUGGUCUAAGAGCCGUGUCUCGGAGCCCAGAAGCACAAGCGCCCAGCGAGACCGCUCAGCAGGAGCCGUCUCAGCCGACCCACCGCACAUCUGGUCCAAAAAGUUGAGACUAACACGCAGACAACGAUGGCCACGGUAGAACUCGCCAUCUACGAUUUAACGAUGGGCAUGGCCAAGCAGAUGGCCGCGCCCCUCGCCGGUUUACUAGAUGGCAAGAGCGUCGAGAUGGUCCCGCACACGGGCGUGCGAGUCUUCGGGAGGGAGAUCGUGUACGCCGGCGGCGUGCUCUCGCAGCCGAUCGCCACGGUCGAGGCGGGCAUGGGCCGCAAGCCCAAUACGGUCGAAAGAUUAGGCACUACAACAAAAACCGAGGCCGAGGUCCAAACUUUUUUGCGGAGCAUCUCCCACGAGUGGACGGCCCAGAACUACGAUUUGUGGGAGCACAACUGCAACAACUUCUCGGAGCGCGUCGCCCAAUUUUUGGUAGGUAGUUCGAUCCCCAAAUGGAUUCUGGACUUCCCGCGGGACAUGAGAAGCACGCCGCUCGGCCAGAUGCUCGCGCCGAUGCUGGGCACGUCGCAGGACGCCCUGAAUGGGCAGUUGGGCACGUCGGGCUACGUGGCUCCCGCUACGGCGGCGUCCGCGCCGGCGCCGGCGCCGCCGGCGCCCGGGGACGCCAUGGCGGUCACGGUCAAGCCGGCCACGGGCUCCGCGGCCCCCCGGACGCUGGCCAUGUCGAAGACGGCGACGGUCGGCGAUUUACGAAAGGCCCUCGGCGUCGACUCGGCGCCGCGCUUUGUUUUUAUGGGCAAACUCCUCGCGGACGACUCCAAAACAUUAGCGUCGUACGGCGUCGCCGACGGCCUCACCAUAUUACAAGUGGCGGGCCGCGGAUCUCCAGUAACGUCGCCUGCGCCCGCCGCGGCGGCGGCGCCUACGACGGCGACGACGCCGCUGGCCGCGUCCAUCGCGCGCGCCGAGGCGAGCGGCGGCGCCGACGUCCUAAGGACGCUCCACCGCAUCCUCUCGAACAUCGUCCAGCACCCGACCGAGGCCAAAUACAGACAACUCAAGACGACGAACGCGGCGUUCCAGCGCAAGUGCCUCAACCACGACGGCGCCCGGGACGUGUUAAUUGCGGCGGGCUUCGUGGAAAAUGACGGUGUGUUGACGAUGACGCCGUCGGCCCAGGCCUACCCCAUCUUGACGGCCGCGGAGCGGGCGUUAUCAGCAAGAUUGGACGCGAUCGAGGCGGCGGCGCGGGGGCCCCCGGCCGCUCCUGGUAUGCCGGACCUCUCGGCGCUCAUGGGCGGCGGUGGUAUGCCAGGUAUGAUGGGCGGCGCGGGCAUGGGCAACGUCAUGCAGGAGCUCCAGCGGAACCCGGUGCUGAUGCAGCAGGUGCAACGCUUGAUGAGCGACCCCGCGGCGAUGCAGCGGGCCAUGGAGACCAUCCAGCGGAACCCGCAGCUGGCGCAGAUGAUGGCGCAGCGCAUGCAGGGCGGCGGCGGCAUGCCUGAUCCACAAACGAUGGCGCGCAUGAUGCAGGAUCCCGCCGUGCAGGCGCAGAUGCGGCAGCUCCAGGCGUCGUUGGGUGGUGGUAUGGGCAUGCCUCCUCCCAUGGGGGGCAUGGGCGGCGGCGCCGGGCCCGACCCCGGCGCGCUCGCCGCGGCGCUCGCGGGCCUGAACAACGGGACCGGCGGCGCGGCGCCAGCGCCGCAGGCGAACAACGUGAACGAGAACGGCGACGCCAUGUCCGAGGAGGAGGCCAUCCAGGAGGCCAUCCGGCGGUCCAUGCGCGAGCAGUAGUCCCCGU
Molecule: messenger RNA, 1881 nt
Organism: Pelagomonas calceolata
Lineage: Eukaryota; Pelagophyceae; Pelagomonadales; Pelagomonadaceae
Source: the annotation of a GenBank genome assembly